Molecule: messenger RNA, 849 nt
Organism: Rhinopithecus roxellana (golden snub-nosed monkey)
Lineage: Eukaryota; Metazoa; Chordata; Mammalia; Primates; Cercopithecidae
Gene: MAL2
Product: mal, T cell differentiation protein 2
Exons: 4
Coding region: 112-642 (176 amino acids)
Biological process (GO): myelination
Cellular component (GO): membrane
Molecular function (GO): structural constituent of myelin sheath
Source: RefSeq, a predicted model, not a curated record
GAGCCGAGCGGCGGCGGCGGCGGCGGCGGCGGCGGCAGGAGCCCGGGAGGCGGGAGGCGGCAGGCGGCAGGCGGCGGCGGCGCGCGGAGACUCAGCAGCGGCAGCGGCAGCAUGUCGGCCGGCGGAGCGUCAGUCCCGCCGCCCCCGAACCCCGCCGUGUCCUUCCCGGGGCCCCGGGUCACCCUGCCCGCCGGCCCCGACAUCCUGCGGACCUACUCGGGCGCCUUCGUCUGCCUGGAGAUUCUGUUCGGGGGUCUCGUCUGGAUUUUGGUUGCCUCCUCCAAUGUUCCUCUACCUCUGCUACAAGGAUGGGUCAUGUUUGUGUCCGUGACGGCGUUUUUCUUUUCGCUUCUUUUUCUGGGCAUGUUCCUCUCCGGCAUGGUGACUCAAAUUAAUGCUAACUGGAACUUCCUGGAUUUUGCCUACCAUUUUACAGUAUUUGUCUUCUAUUUUGGAGCCUUUUUAUUGGAAGCAGCAGCCACAUCCCUGCAUGAUUUGCACUGCAAUGCAACCAUGACCCUGCAGCCGCUCCUGAGUGAUAACCAGUAUAACAUAAACGUAGCAGCCACAAUUUUUGCCUUUGUGACGACAGCUUGUUAUGGUUGCAGUUUGGGUCUGGCUUUACGAAGAUGGCGACCGUAACACUCCUUAUCGUGUGUUAGUUUCAUCAAUUUGGAUACCAUUUUGUCCAGAUGCAAAAACAUUCCAAACAUUCAAAAGUAAUUUGUUUAGUAGAGAGAGACUCUAUCAAAGCUCAAAUUUUGGUUUAUUUCAUGGAUGGAAUGUUAAUUUUAUUAUGAUAUUAAAGAAAUGGCCUUUUAUUUUACAUCUCUCCCCUCCUUCCCUUCC